AGGUAUCCAAUCGGCAGAGCGCUCGAAAUGGUGUUAACCAAUCGCGGCGCAGGAGGGGAAUGCCAGUAGCCAAUCGUGGCUCAGGAGGCGGCUUGCUAGCGCGGUUAGCUGAGCGGCUCGGCUACAUUUAUUUAUACCUGACAGACGUUUCCAGGCGAAUCCCAGUUAACUAAACUGGUGUAGGCUGGAUUUUUCACUUAAUUUCGUUUUAGAGGAGAGGAAUGAUUACAUUUAACUCAAGCUUUUGCUCCCAUAAUCGGCAAGACGAGCUCUGAGCUCUUCCUCUGCUCCAUGUGUCCACUUUCCCACACAGUUCAAAUGUACCUCCAUAAACGCAUCAGGAGAGACCACCAAAAUCAGACGAGACUAACUAUGAGGAUCUGACUACUCAGCAGAUGUCUUCUGCUACUCUCGGUACUCGUACAUCUGAAGGACAGGAGCGGAAGGAAGCAUGGAAGGAGAGGAAUCACCUCUGUUCUGAGUGUGGGAAGGGUUUUACACUGCAGAGUAGCCUCCAACGGCACCGGCGCAUCCACACAGGAGAGAAGCUCUGCUACUGCCCAGAAUGUGGGAUGAGUUUUCGUGAAAGAGGUGCUCUCAGAAUACACCACCGCACUCACACCGGAGCCAGGCCUUAUCGCUGUUCAGAGUGCGGGAAGUGUUUCAGUGUUGGAGGCACUCUCAAAAAACACCAGCGCAUUCACACAGGAGAGAAGCCGUACCGCUGCACGGACUGCGGGAAGAGCUUCACCCAGCAGAGCGGCCUGCAGGGACACCAGCGCAUUCACGCAGGAGAGAAACCGUUCUACUGCUCAGAGUGCGGGAUGUGCUUUAGUGAAAAGGGGAAUCUCAAAAGACACCAGCGCAUUCACACGGGAGAGAAACCGUAUCGGUGCUCAGAGUGCGGGAAAGGUUUUAGUGAGAUUGGUCACCUCAGAACACACCAGCGUGUGCACACGGGGGAGAAACCGUAUUUCUGUUCGGAGUGCGGCCGAAUAUUCAGACAUUCGAGUAGUUUGAAGAGACACAAAUGCACGAAUGAGGAGCCGAGAAUGCACGAUGACGUGUGAGGCCUAGUCCGCGCGUACAUGGGUAUUUUUUAAAGCAGGGACAUUUAUUAGCUCCAGUGCUCAGCACAUGUGUUCUGCUACUCUUGGUACUCGUACAUCUGAAGGACAAGAGCAGAAAGACAGGUGGAAGGAGAGGAAUCACCUAACAAGUCCUGUUUUGGCUACACACAGCGUUGAGGAAAAUCGCCUCAUGUAAACAAAGGAAAUAAAACCAAAACAAACAAAAAACUCUGUUUUUUCUGUCUACACUGCAAACACCGAAAAUGGAGUUUCUGAAUAUCUUCACCCUCGAAUGAAUUCUGCAAAAGCCCAGUUUUCAGCGACCUAAGAUGCAGCUUGCAUGUGGAGAAGAGAGUAAAACGUAAAGAAACUACUAUGGUAUAAAAAAAUACCUGUGUGACUGUGGACAAGGCCGAGUCUGUCAAAUCAAGAAGUACCUUUUCUGUGCAUGUGCUGGUCGUGAUGCCUUUAAGCUUAAUGUAUGCAUGAAUGUUGUUGAUUUACUGAUGAUUUUUUUUUUUGGGCUACACAAUAAAAGAAACUUAUCUACUUUAGUGUCUUUCAUUUAGCUUGGCUGUUUUAUUGU
This is a messenger RNA of Colossoma macropomum (tambaqui), 1656 nucleotides long. RefSeq names its product gastrula zinc finger protein XlCGF7.1-like. Gene Ontology annotation, molecular function: RNA polymerase II cis-regulatory region sequence-specific DNA binding; DNA-binding transcription factor activity, RNA polymerase II-specific. NCBI's taxonomy places the organism in Eukaryota, Metazoa, Chordata, Actinopteri, Characiformes, Serrasalmidae. Gene Ontology annotation, biological process: regulation of transcription by RNA polymerase II. Bases 396 to 1070 code for a protein of 224 amino acids. The transcript is spliced from 3 exons. The record is from RefSeq and is a predicted model, not a curated record.